Molecule: messenger RNA, 1088 nt
Organism: Lolium rigidum
Lineage: Eukaryota; Viridiplantae; Streptophyta; Magnoliopsida; Poales; Poaceae
Product: aminoacyl tRNA synthase complex-interacting multifunctional protein 1
Exons: 3
Coding region: 57-866 (269 amino acids)
Molecular function (GO): tRNA binding
Source: RefSeq, a predicted model, not a curated record
UUGCGGCGGAGGCGGACCGACCGGCGGCUGGUAGAGAGGCUGAGAGCACCACGACGAUGAUGGCCGCAGCGAGAAUGGCCUUCGCCUCAUGCGGCCGCGCUCACCUCCUACUCCCCUCCUCGUCAUCAACUCCCAUUCUCGCCCGGACCCCAGUCGGCUGCGGCGGGAUAGCCAAGUCAAUCUCGUUCUUGGCACCGUCAUCGGCUGCGAGAUCCACCAAACAUGCCGCCCUCUUCUGCUCUUGCACCUCGUCUUCCUCAGAGGCCGUAGUCGCGCCGCCGCCUACGCAGUCGACCGUGGAGGAGAAGAAGCCAGCGGCUGGAGCGGAGGAGAAGGGGGAGGUAUCGGUGGGUGAGCUCGCGGGCUUGCUCGACAUCCGGGUGGGGCGGGUCGUGAAGGCGUGGCUGCACCCGGAGGCCGAUACCCUGUAUGUGGAGGAGGUGGACGUCGGUGAGGAGCAGCCGCGCACCAUCUGCAGCGGCCUCGUCAAGUACCUCUCCCUCGACCAACUCCAGGAUAGCAAUGUCAUUGUUCUUGCUAACCUGAAACCAAGAAACAUGCGAGGCAUCAAGUCUAAUGGCAUGCUUAUGUGUGCCUCUGAUGCUUCUCACGAGAAUGUUCAGUUGCUCACCCCUCCAGAAGGUUCUGUUCCGGGUGAAAGGGUAUGGUUUGGAUCCGAGGAUGAUAAGAGUCUUCAAUCAGAACCUGCAACUGGGAACCAGGUUCAAAAGAAGAAGAUUUGGGAAUCUGUUCAACCUCACCUUAAGACAACGGAUAACUGCAUAGCAGUUCUUGGGGAGCAUCCGAUGCGCACCUCAGCAGGCAAGGUUUUCUGUAAGUCAUUGCAGGGCGCAGGAGUGUCAUAAUUCUUGAUUGAAGAGGAGAAGUCAUCUCUUCAUUUUUUUUUAUGUGGGUCUCAUGCCAUGUACUUCCCUGAAAAUAAUAGCAGCAAUGAAAUCUUCAGUGAAAUGAUUGUUUCUGAGGAUACUUCUAUCGGUAUCAUUCACACUUUGUAUUUUCUCAGUUUCAAAACUCAAAACUAAGUCUAGGGAACGGAAUUCAGUUAUAUAUAUUCUCAUUUGCUUCAA